GUGUACACUAUAUCACAGUAUAACAAUAACAACACAGAAACAUGCAUAUCUAUAUAUCUCUCUCCUGCUGAUUAGGUGUUUAUUUGCAUCUGGGCCAGUGUAGGAACCUGAGGCUGGAGGAGAGGGAGUGUGUGUCUGUGUAUGUGUGUGUGUGAGUGUGUGUGUGUGUGUGUGAGUGUGUAUCUGUGUGUGGGGUGUGUGCAGGGAAGUCCCCCAAAAAUACACCAUGUUCUUCCUUUAUUCUCCACUCAGAGUUUGAACCUCAGAAAUACCCUAAAUGUGUGUGUGUGUGGGUGUGGUGCAUGUGGGUAUGCCUCCCAGACACACACAUCUCACCACAGACCUGUGUGACAGCUUGAGGCGUUUACUUCAGCUCCGAUAGUGCAAGAGAGUGUGAGAGCAGUCUGAUAGCCGUGCAGGAGUGUGUGUGCUGGAGUGUGUGAGAGCAGCCUGAUAGCCCUACAGGAGUGUGUGUGGAGGAGUGUGUGUGGAGAGAGCAGUCUGAUAGCCCUACAGGAGAGUGUGUGCAGCAUGCUGAAGUCCAGGAAGGUCAGUCUGUGGCCUCGGCGGUCAGGAAAGGAGGGGAGGGAGCCUCUCGUCAGGGAGAAGAGUCUGGUCAUGAAAGGCAGUCCAUCACUGAGGGAGUCCAGUGCACAGAGGCCCCUCCCCUCGGACAAACAGGCCACCUCAGGACCUGAUGACCUCAGUGAUGAGGAAUGGAACCGCAGGGUUCUGGCGGUCCUCGGGGAGUUCCUCAGUUCCCCGGGCGUGGACUCUCUGUCUGUGCGGGACCUGCUGUGGGAGUGGAGGAGAGGACAGGUGGAACAGCGCUGGGGUUCUGCUCUCUGGCUUGGUCAGUUCCAGCAGCGGGUGCAGCAGUCUGUGGAGCUGCACUUCCCCUCUCUGCCAGCAGAGGUCAGUGCUACGCAGCAGCCCCCCCAGCCCAGCGCGUACCUGAGGCAGGUGCAGGAAGUGGUGCAGGGGGAGCUGCUGCGAUUGGCUCCUGUGCUCAAGGAGGCGGGGCUGCUUGGCACUGUGAUUGACAGGUACCACACCCACACAGUCGGCCAGCUGGAACUGCUGCUGCAGAAGAACCUGAACGCAGACCAGACGUUCACAGUGCUGGAGUGGACACUACACAGCUACCUGAGUGACAGCAUGCUGAGGCAUCCAGAGUUAGCUGCUGAUGUCCAGGUUGCUGCUGACCUGCUGCUGCUCACCAACUGGAUCCAGAAGGCCAAGACCAAACUCCUCAGCGUGGCACAGGGUUAUGUAGCAGGCUGCCUUCAGCGCAUCCUGGAGAUGGAGGAAGAGGAGGCGGAGUCACGGGACUACAGUGAUGAAGAGGCCUUUAUCAGACUGCCUCUGGACAUCACCCAGUGCCUGAGGUCCGUGGCUCGGAGAGCAAAAUCUGUCAGUCGGUCACUUCUGGGGGAUAUCCAGAGGAUCAGUCUCUCAGAGCUUCAUACCUUCCUACUCAGGUUUACAGCCCUGGAGAGAAAGCGGACAGGUAAUGGAGAGGGAGGGGUUUCACACCUGUUCAGGACGAUCAACACCUGCAGGGAGCUCAGGCUGCUAGCGGUGCAGUUAGCAUCUGAGGCUCAGACUGAUGCUGCUUCUCCUGCUGCUGUGAAUCUCUUAGAGGAGCUGGAGGCACAAGCGACAAAACAACUGCUGCACACAGUCACACACAACACAGAGGUGUGUCUGCGGAGCUACUUCCGAGGGAACACACACCUGCAGCAACUGCUGAGUGAGCUGAAGAGCCAGCUCAAGAAUCUGCCCACGGAGUGUGACACACACAAGGUUGUCAUGGAUGCAGUCUACAGUCAGAUUGCGUCACUGUACCUGCAGCAGCUGUUGCUUGGCAACCGCACUCACCUGGAGAAGAGGCAUGGCGAAGUGGGUGUGGUCAUUAGAGAGGAUGCAGAAGAAAUGCAGGAGGUCUUCUCUCAGCAGAAUGUGAAUGUGGAGAAGAAGAAUGAGCUCCUGCUGAAGGUUGCUGACAUUGUGAGCUGUGAGGAUGUCGACGCUCUGAAGAUCUCCUGCCUGCAACUCAGCACAGACUACCCUGACGUCAGCAUGAAGCAGCUGAAGAAACUGCUCCGUUGGAGAGGGGGGUUGUCACGACAACAGGUGAAGGCUGUCAUGGAGAUUAGAAUGAUGGAGUCACCAAGGCAACAACCCUGGACCUGCUGCUGUUGGUGUCGCUGAGUCGGGCUUUGUGGAUGCCAUGGUAACCAAUAUAAACACCAAGAGGAGCCACCAGAGUUACACACACACACACACAAACACACACACACACACGCAAUACCACACACAGUGAAGUCCCAACUGUCUGUUUACAUGUCGAUUGCUACAUUCCCUAGAACAAUUAUUUAUAUUUUGAAAUAAAAGAAAAACUGAAAAUGG
Messenger RNA from Alosa sapidissima (American shad), 2412 nucleotides. Its product is annotated as exocyst complex component 3-like protein. NCBI's taxonomy places the organism in Eukaryota, Metazoa, Chordata, Actinopteri, Clupeiformes, Clupeidae. The transcript is spliced from 11 exons. Gene Ontology annotation, cellular component: exocyst. Gene Ontology annotation, biological process: exocyst localization; exocytosis. Gene Ontology annotation, molecular function: SNARE binding. The coding region runs from base 532 to 2214 and encodes 560 amino acids. The record is from RefSeq and is a predicted model, not a curated record.